Capronia coronata CBS 617.96 is the source of this 831-nucleotide messenger RNA. RefSeq lists its product as uncharacterized. The record is from RefSeq and is a predicted model, not a curated record. The transcript is spliced from 2 exons. Gene Ontology annotation, cellular component: membrane. The coding region runs from base 1 to 831 and encodes 276 amino acids. Lineage: Eukaryota; Fungi; Ascomycota; Eurotiomycetes; Chaetothyriales; Herpotrichiellaceae.
AUGGCCGCCAACGCAGGAUACCAACCCGCUCCUCAGCGCGACUCCAUCGAUGACCCGGUCUUCACCCGCCCUCCUCCAAACUACCAGGCGACCGGCCCCAACUGGGAAGCAGGAGGAUACGGAACACCACGGCAAGAGGACGACAAUGUGCCCGACGACUUCAAGUUCGGCGGCACCGUGGCCGAAGCGACGAUCGACGUGCGCAUGUCCUUCAUCCGCAAAGUCUACAGCAUCCUGACAGUGCAACUCCUCCUGACGGCGGGCCUGUCGUCGCUGUCCUUCUUCUCCACGGGCUACCGCCACUGGAUCCAGUCGAACAGCUGGAUGAUGUGGGUGUCGCUGUUCGGCGCGAUCGGCUUCAUGCUGCUCACCUUCUGGAAGCGCAAGUCGUAUCCAACCAACCUGGUCUUCCUGGCCGCGUUCACCGGUCUGGAAGCCUACAGCAUCAGCGUCGUCACGUCGUUCUUCGAGUCCCGCAUCGUGCUGGAAGCGCUGAUCCUCACGCUCGGCAUCUUCGUCGCCCUGACCCUGUUCGCGUGCCAGACCAAAUACGACUUCACGAGCUGGAUCCCAUACCUGGUCGGAGCGCUGUGGGGGUUGAUCCUCUUCGGCUUCAUGGCCGCCUUCUUCCCGCACGGCUCCACCAUGGAACUAGUCUACGGCGUCGUCGCCGCCCUCAUUUUCUCUGGCUACAUCCUCGUCGACACACAGUUGGUAAUGCGCCAUUACCAUGUCGAAGAAGAGAUCGCCGCCAGCAUCAGUCUCUACCUCGACAUCUUGAACUUGUUCCUUGCCAUCCUCAGGAUCUUGAACAGCCAGAACGACAACUGA